Branchiostoma floridae (Florida lancelet) is the source of this 1423-nucleotide messenger RNA. RefSeq names its product ficolin-1-like. NCBI's taxonomy places the organism in Eukaryota, Metazoa, Chordata, Leptocardii, Amphioxiformes, Branchiostomatidae. The transcript has 4 exons. The record is from RefSeq and is a predicted model, not a curated record. Bases 73 to 801 code for a protein of 242 amino acids.
AGUCCGGUGUUGAAUCUGAAUCCAGUGCUGAAUUGUGGGAACGAGAACGCUCACAAAGCAGAGUUGGAGCAGAUGAAAAUCGCCAUGGACCAACUCUCACAGAAGAUAGCGGAUUUGUCUAAAGCUGACGCAAACGACACAGAAGCCGACAAGCCACAAGAUUGUCAGGACAUCCUCGACAACGACGAGACCACGCCCAGCGGCGUGUACAUGGUUUAUCCACGGGACAACCUGGGCGGCUUCCUGGUCUUCUGUGAUAUGGACACGGACGGAGGCGGCUGGACGUUGUUCCAGAGGCGCCAAGACGGAACAGUGGACUUCUACCGGAACUGGAGGGACUACAAGACCGGCUUCCCUUCCAACCUGAACGGCGAGUUCUGGCUGGGGAAUGACAACUUGUACCGCCUGGCCGUGCAGAAAGUCUACCAGCUCAGGGUGGAUAUGGAGGAUGUGGAGGGGAACACGGCGUACGCGGCUUACAGCACGUUUGCCAUCUCGCCUGAAUCCCAGAACUACACACUCCACAUCGGGACUUACAGCGGUACUGCAGGGGAUAGCCUGUCGUACCAUGACGGGAGACCGUUCAGUACCAAGGACAGAGACAACGACGUCUACUCUUCCAGCUGUGCUCUGGAGUUCAAAGGUGCGUGGUGGUACGGUGAUUGCCACAACUCCAACCUGAACGGGCUGUACCACCUGGGUCCUCAUGAGACUGGCGCAGAAGGCGUCAAUUGGAAGCACUGGAAGGGUCACUACUACUCCUUGAAGCGCACGGAGAUGAAAAUCCGGCCAACUUCAUAACUUCAACAUUAUAUUGUAUCGUUCAUGCCAUUAUAAUGCAGAUAAAAACGGCAAAAGGUUAGCUGUAAAUCCCGUUAUCGAGAUUUUACUAAUAAAUGCCUAUAUAUCCGGAAAUUAUAACAACUUCGUUCCAAGAACAGCAUGGUAAAUUUCCAUGUUGUAAGAUCUCAUUGCUUUAAAUCCUACAAUGAAAGUAAUAAAAAAAGCAAAAUUAAUAUUCCAAUACAGAACGUUUGCAUUGAAAUAAUGUAAAAAUCUCUCAUUACAUCAGAGGCUAAAACCAGUCUAUUUUAACAAGCUAAAAACAUAAUUCCUAUAGGAUUAUACAAGUCUUAAUGACUUGUUGAAUGUUGUGUUUUGGAUUUGGUGUUACUUGCAGUGAUCAUGGAUUGCUAAUUAUUCCCUAUUCCUUUUAUAGAAUCAACAAUACGCAUAGUGCUUAGUAGAACUACUAUAUCUUUGUAUGAUCCUGCAUCUUUUUAUUUGAAUUUCUUCUUGAUGCAUUGCAUUAACAGAUGAUUGGGUUCACAGUGUCAUCGGCAGCUGUGUUUGGCACAGCUGAUAUGACUGUCUAUCUGACCAGGGAAAAUUUUGUUGUCAUCCGAAAUGACUUCUGUAUGAU